This is a messenger RNA of Malania oleifera, 1428 nucleotides long. Its product is annotated as probable pyridoxal 5'-phosphate synthase subunit PDX1. The record is from RefSeq and is a predicted model, not a curated record. The transcript has a single exon. NCBI's taxonomy places the organism in Eukaryota, Viridiplantae, Streptophyta, Magnoliopsida, Santalales, Ximeniaceae. Bases 248 to 1180 code for a protein of 310 amino acids. Gene Ontology annotation, biological process: amino acid metabolic process; pyridoxal 5'-phosphate biosynthetic process; pyridoxine biosynthetic process. Gene Ontology annotation, molecular function: amine-lyase activity.
CCUUUUUUUUUUUUUUUUUUUUUUUCAUUUAAAUUUCUAAAAUUAAAAAUUUUAAUGCACUCGCUUUGGUUCCAUCCUCCGACCGCUAGCCGCCUAGCCUCUUCUCAUUCAUCCAUUCCUCCCUUCCCUCUUUAACUCUCUCUCCCGCAUUAGGGUUUCUCAAUCUUACCUGUGUGGUCUGUGUUUCAGGGAAUCCGAAAGCUCCUCACUCUCUCUCUCUCUCUCUCUCUCGCGCACAAACACACGAAUGGCCGGCAGCGGCGUAGUCACGGUCUACGGCAACGGCGCCAUCACCGAGACGGCGAAGAAAUCCCCCUUCUCCGUGAAGGUGGGCCUGGCUCAGAUGCUCCGCGGCGGCGUUAUCAUGGACGUCGUAACUCCUGAGCAGGCCCGCGUCGCCGAGGAGGCCGGGGCGUGCGCAGUUAUGGCCCUGGAGCGCGUCCCCGCUGACAUCCGAGCCCAGGGCGGCGUCGCCCGCAUGUCCGACCCCCAGCUGAUCAAAGAGAUAAAAAACGCCGUCACCAUCCCCGUCAUGGCCAAGGCCCGCAUCGGCCACUUCGUCGAGGCUCAGAUCCUCGAAGCUAUCGGCGUCGACUACGUCGACGAGAGCGAGGUCCUCACCGUCGCCGACGAGGACAACCACAUCAACAAGCACAACUUCCGCAUCCCCUUCGUCUGCGGCUGCCGCAACCUCGGCGAGGCGCUCCGCCGCAUCCGUGAAGGAGCCGCCAUGAUCAGAACCAAAGGCGAGGCGGGCACCGGCAACAUCGUCGAGGCUGUGCGCCACGUGCGGUCGGUGAUGGGUGAUAUUAGGGUUCUGAGGAACAUGGACGACGACGAGGUUUUUGCCUUCGCGAAGAAGAUUUCGGCGCCGUACGAUCUGGUGAUGCAGACCAAGCAGCUAGGGAGGCUCCCCGUCGUUCAUUUCGCCGCCGGAGGGGUUGCAACGCCGGCGGACGCGGCGAUGAUGAUGCAGUUGGGAUGCGACGGCGUUUUCGUGGGCUCCGGUGUGUUCAAGAGCGGCGACCCGGCUCGGCGGGCGAGGGCAAUUGUGCAGGCCGUAACUCAUUACAGUGAUCCUGAAGUGCUGGCUGAUGUGAGCUGUGGUUUGGGUGAGGCUAUGGUGGGGAUUAAUCUCAAUGACGACAAGGUGGAAAGGUACGCAAAUAGAUCAGAGUAAGCAUCAAAAGGGUUCGAAUCCACAGGUGAGGCUCAAAUAAGGCCAUCGUUGGAUCAAUAUAGUCAUCAUUUGUAUUGUUUUUGUUUCAACAAUUAUCUCUCUCUAGAUCUGGGAACAAUUAUGGGUUAAUGGGUUUACUUGUGUCAUCUUUAUAAAAGCACACCGCAGGGGAUAUACUGUGGGUUUUUUGUUCUGUAAUUGUAGAAUUCAUCGUUGUUUUUGUGUAUGAAAUUCCUUUCUUUUCUUUA